AUGAUUGAGGAAGUCUUGAAGAAGACCUCGGAGAUGUUCCCGCUGCCCACCGCGACGGCCUCGUCGCUGCCUUCGGUUGCUCCCAUCCCAACCGUCGCCCCCGGACCUGAGCCCACCUACGAGGUUGCCGGCGAUGCUGGAAUGAAGACCCUCUGGGUCGUCUUUGUUCUCAUGCUGAUCGCCUCUGCCGGUUUCACCGUCAUGUCCUGGAAGGUGCCUUUGAACAAGCGCCUCUACCAUGUCAUCACCACCAUCAUCACCCUCACCGCUGCCCUCUCUUACUUCGCCAUGGCCUCCGGCGCUGGUGUCUCCCUCAAGAAGGAGGUCGAGCGCGAGCAGCACGACCACGUCCCCGACACCUACAACGUCGUCUACCGCCAGGUCUACUGGGCCCGUUACGUCGACUGGACCAUCACCACCCCUCUCCUGCUCCUCGACCUCGGUCUCCUUGCUGGCAUGUCCGGUGGACACAUGAUCAUGAUGGUUGUUGCCGACAUCAUCAUGGUUCUCACUGGUCUCUUCGCUGCCUUCGGUACUGAGGACACUGCUCAGAAGUGGGGCUGGUACACCAUCUCGUGCAUUGCCUUCCUCUUCGUCUUCUGGCACCUUGGUCUUAACGGUGGUGCCAACGCCCGCGCCAAGGGUGACAAGCUCCGCGGUUUCUUCAUCUCCAUCGCUGCCUACACCGCCGUCCUCUGGACUGCCUACCCCAUUGUUUGGGGUAUUGCCGAUGGUGCUCGCAAGGCCAGCGUCGACACUGAGAUCAUUGCCUACGCUGUCCUCGAUGUCCUCGCCAAGGCUGUCUUCGGUGCCUGGCUCUUGGUUGCCCACGCCAACAUGCGCGAGAGCGAUGUUGAGCUUAACGGCUUCUGGGCCAACGGUCUCAGCCGCGAGGGUGCCAUCCGCAUUGGUGAGGAUGACGGUGCUUAA
Messenger RNA from Alternaria infectoria, 930 nucleotides. RefSeq lists its product as uncharacterized. Bases 1 to 930 code for a protein of 309 amino acids. Gene Ontology annotation, molecular function: monoatomic ion channel activity. The transcript is spliced from 3 exons. The record is from RefSeq and is a predicted model, not a curated record. Gene Ontology annotation, cellular component: endoplasmic reticulum; plasma membrane. Gene Ontology annotation, biological process: monoatomic ion transport. Lineage: Eukaryota; Fungi; Ascomycota; Dothideomycetes; Pleosporales; Pleosporaceae.